AUGCAGACGCCCGCUGCAUACAACCCCGCCACCACAGCAGGCGGUGUCGGGUGCGACGCCAAGUCCCCUCCCCCGCCGCUCCUCGAAGCAUCUCCGCCGACCUGUAUCGAUCGAAUGCGCAGGGUGACGCUGCAGGCAAGACGACGGAUCGGUCUCCAGGCGCUGGCAAUCCUCUUUCUCGUGAUUGGCACGGUCCUCCUGCUACGACGUCGACAGCCUGCCGCAGCAAUGACCACGAUGCCGCCGGUAACGAGUCCAGCGACGCUGAAGGGUGUGAACGACUAG
Molecule: messenger RNA, 285 nt
Organism: Aphanomyces invadans
Lineage: Eukaryota; Oomycota; Saprolegniomycetes; Saprolegniales; Verrucalvaceae
Exons: 2
Coding region: 1-285 (94 amino acids)
Source: RefSeq, a predicted model, not a curated record